AUGGCUAAUUCCCAUAGAAGGUUUAAUCAUCUGAGGACCUUGGAGGUGGAUGGGGUGGUUUUUGAGGAGGAAUCCGAGAUAACUGAUCAGGUAGUACAAUUUUAUAAAAAUUUGUACAAGGAGAUUGAGGGGUGGAGGCCUUUUGUGGAGGGUUUGGAAUUUGGUCGUAUUGGGGAAAUGGAGAUGGUUUGGCUUGAAAGGAAGUUUGAGAGAGAGGAGAUACUUCAAGUUGUAAGUGACUUGGAAGGAGACAAAGCUCCAGGUCCGGAUGGGUUUACCAUGGUGUUUUAUCAUCAUUGUUGGAGAGUAGUGGAGAAAGACGUCUUAGCGGUUUUUGAAGAGUUUUUUCAACAUUAUCAGUUGAUUUCUGAGACUCAGAAUAGCUUUGUGGGUGGGAGACAAAUCCUUGACUCGGUUCUUAUUGCAAAUGAGUGUGUGGAUAGCCGAGGGAAGAGUAGGGUUCCUGGAGUCAUUUGUAAACUUGACAUUGAGAAAAUCUACGAUCAUGUGAAUUGGGAGGCUUUGCUGUAUUUGUUGAAUAGAAUAGGUUUUGGAGUGAAGUGGUGUAAGUGGAUCUGUACUUGUAUAUCCACAAUUCAGUUCUCUGUUUUGAUUAAUGGGUCUCCAGCUGAUUUUUUUGGUAGUUCAAGGGGUUUAAGACAAAGGGAUCUGCUAUCUCCUACGUUGUUUUUGAUUAUGAUGAAGGUGUUUAGUAGGAUGUUGAGAAGAGUGGAGGGAGCUGGCUUGAUCUGUGAUUUUAAAGUUGAGGGUAGGAGGGGUGGUGGGGAAUGUGUUUCACAUUUAUUGUUUGCAGAUGAUACUAUCCUAUUUUGUGAUGCAGAUAUGGAGCAAAUUCUUCAUAUUCGGUUGUUGUUACUUUGUUUUAAAGUGGUAACAGGUUUGAAGGUCAAUGUGCAUAAGAGUGAAAUGGUUCCAAUAGGGGAGGUUGAUGAUGUGCAUGCCCUGGCUGAAAUUUUGGGUUGCAGAGUUGGAACUUUGCCUAUGUCUUAUCUUGGCAUGCCAUUGGGGGCUUCACAUAAUUCCCCUUCAAUUUGGAAUCUUAUUUUGGAAAAAAUUGAGUGA
Molecule: messenger RNA, 1083 nt
Organism: Quercus robur (English oak)
Lineage: Eukaryota; Viridiplantae; Streptophyta; Magnoliopsida; Fagales; Fagaceae
Exons: 2
Coding region: 1-1083 (360 amino acids)
Source: RefSeq, a predicted model, not a curated record